AUGCCGUCUGUGCCUGGCACUAUGAGCUUUGGACAGGGGUCGGGAGAUGGGGUUCUGGCUCCCAUGCGAGUGCAGACAGGAUUAGAAGGCCAUCCCUUGGCUCUGAAGACGCCACAGUGUUUUACGAUAGGAGGUGGCAUCAAGGAGGCCCAGAGGAAGGAGAAGGUGAAGCAGCAGAUUGCCAUUACUGUACGAUGUGGCCACACGAGGGAAGCGAAAGCAGGUGGAGACAGAGUCCCCUGCGCCUUCUGCCACCACAUCCACGUCACGCUGAUAUUGACCACGUCAUUACAGAGGGGGGUGAAGCUGAACCUCUCUUUCCCAGCUACUGGCUGCCAGAAACUCAUCAAAGUGGACAAUAAAUGCAAAUUUUGUACCUUUUAUGAGAAGCAUAUGACCACAGAAGUUGCUGCUGAUGCUCUGAUUGAGGAAUGGAAGGGUUGUAUGGUCCCAAUCAGUGGUGAGAACUAUAGACAAGGAUUCUCCCUGAGGCAUGGUGUCUUGACCCAUGGCUGUGUCUGCCUGCUACUGUGUAAGGGGCACUCCCGUUACAGACCAAGGAGGACUGAAGAAAGAAAGUGCAAAUCUUUUCCAGGUUGGACUGUGGAUGUCAAUCUUAGUGUUCUCAACUUGAUUAUUGUAAAACAAACAAACAAACAAACAAACAAACAAACAAAACAGGGAGGCGAUAUUCCUAGACUCACUGAUAUUACUGUGCCUUGUCUCCUGGGACCCAAAAGAGCUAGCAGAAAUCUUUUCAAUCUCUCUAAAGAAGAUUAUGUCUACCAGUACAUUGUGAGAAAGAGCCUAAACAAAGACAGUAAGAAACCUAGAAACAAAGUGCCCAAGAUUCAACAUCUUGUUCCUCCACAUGUCAUGUGACACAAACAUCUUCUCUGAAGAAAUAGCAUACUAGGAAAAAAAAAGGAAGAGGCUGCAAAAUAUACUAAACUUUUGGCCAAGAGAAUGAAGAAAGCCAAAGAGAAACACCGGGAACAGAUUGCCAAGACACAGAGGCUGUUCUUUCUGGAAGCUUCUACCUCUAAGUUGAGUCUAGUCAAAAAUGACAUUUUCUAA
This is a messenger RNA of Lynx canadensis (Canada lynx), 1077 nucleotides long. Its product is annotated as 40S ribosomal protein S6-like. Gene Ontology annotation, biological process: translation. Lineage: Eukaryota; Metazoa; Chordata; Mammalia; Carnivora; Felidae. Gene Ontology annotation, molecular function: structural constituent of ribosome. The record is from RefSeq and is a predicted model, not a curated record. Gene Ontology annotation, cellular component: ribosome.